AUGAAGUUGGAUACUAAGGCUAUGCGGUAUUUGACCGCUGAAGACUGGCGCACACUUACAGCAGUCGAACAAGGUUCCAAAAACCAUGAGGUUGUUCCUACCAAACUCAUUGAACAAUUAUCAGGUCUCCGAGGCGGGGUUCAUAGAUGCAUAUCCGCACUCGCAAAAGUCAAUUUAAUCGCACGCCUCAAGAACGCAAAAUACGAUGGCUAUCGUCUCACAUAUGGAGGACUCGAUUAUCUUGCGUUAAAUACAUAUCGUAAACGCAAGGAUGUUUACAGCGUCGGAAAUCAAAUCGGUGUCGGAAAAGAGAGUGAUAUUUUUGUGGUGGCAGAUGAGAAGGGAGUGCAGAGGGUACUGAAGAUUCAUCGAUUGGGACGAAUAUCAUUUAGAACGGUCAAGGCGAAUCGAGACUAUUUACGACAUCGAUCCUCGGCAUCAUGGAUGCAUAUGUCACGAUUGGCAGCGCUGAAGGAAUUCACGUUUAUGACGGCUCUACGAGAUAAUGGAUUUCCUGUCCCCGAACCACUCGCACAAUCUAGACAUACUAUAGUUAUGUCUUUGAUCGAUGCAUUUCCUAUGCGUCAAAUAUCUUCCGUUCCAGAUCCAGCCUCCCUCUACGCCGAACUUAUCUCCAUGAUCCUACGCUUAGCACAAUAUGGACUCAUCCACGGCGAUUUCAACGAAUUCAACAUUUUAAUCAAGGAAGAGACGAACCCAGAAAAUCCUGAAGAGAUAGUCAGCUUGACUCCCAUUCUUAUUGAUUUUCCACAGAUGGUUUCUGUCGACCAUGUAAAUGCAGAAUACUACUUUGAUCGAGACGUCAACUGUAUUAAGCGAUUUUUUGACCGACGAUUCCAUUUCACCAGCAAUGAGAAGGGUCCUCAUUUCAAGGAUGCUCGCAAACUUAUCGGUAAAGAUGGUGUAAAGCGAUUGGAUGUUUCUGUCGAGGCAUCGGGAUUCUCAAAAAAGAUGGCGAAAGAGCUCGAGGCAUAUAUGAAAGCGGUAGGCGUUGACGGUGAUGGCGAACCCGGGGCGGAAAGAAGUGAUGAUGAUUUUGACGACGAAGACGACGACUACGACGAAGACGAUGAGGAGGAGGAAGAAGAACAGGAUGAAGAAGAAAAAGAGGCUGCGGAUAGCCAUAAAGCGGAUGACCUUGCAGAUCCUGCCAACGUAAAACAGCAGAAUGAAGAGGCUGCAGAGAUAAAGCCGAAGGGGGAUGCUGAACUGUCGAAUGAUGGCAAGGAAGAGUUGUCAUUGUCCAAUCUCAAGAUUGAAGAGAAGACUUGA
Messenger RNA from Botrytis byssoidea, 1293 nucleotides. RefSeq lists its product as uncharacterized. Gene Ontology annotation, biological process: maturation of SSU-rRNA; protein phosphorylation. Gene Ontology annotation, molecular function: protein serine/threonine kinase activity; ATP binding. The transcript has a single exon. Lineage: Eukaryota; Fungi; Ascomycota; Leotiomycetes; Helotiales; Sclerotiniaceae. The coding region runs from base 1 to 1293 and encodes 430 amino acids. The record is from RefSeq and is a predicted model, not a curated record. Gene Ontology annotation, cellular component: cytosol; nucleus; preribosome, small subunit precursor.